AUGGCUGAGAGUACAGCAGAUCCACGUCCGGAUCUCAUCGUCGGCAUCGACUUUGGCACGACAGGAGCAUCCGUUGCGUGGGCCUUGCCGACGCAGGGUGUCGAUAGUGUCGACUACCUCGAACACUGGAUUGGCCCCAAAGGGGACCUCAUUGAACGAUCCAAAGUGCCUACAAUCGUUGUUUGGGUUGAUGGAGAACCUUGCGUCUGGGGAUUCGAGGUCCUCAAUCCAGAUUUCUGGCUAGAACGUGCCGUCAACAAGGACUCCUCCGACCCGGACGCCGAGCUACGGAAGCUACAAAAAGCCGUACUGGAAGAUCCAACAUCGGUAGAAUUCGAGCGAAUCAACGAAAACAUCGAGGUGCGGAAGCUAUACAAGGCCGGACUCGAAGAUCCGGACGGCGAAGAUUACAAGCGACACGAGGAAGGCAUCGUCUUCUUUCUCGAGAAAUUGCGCCAUUACAUUAAAGAGGCGCUGACGAAAGCGGUCGAUUGGACCGUAGCCGAGGUCAUGUAUGUCUUCAGCUACCCAAACACGUGGGACGAGCACACACAGAUCACGUUUGGAUCACUGAUCCAGCGAGCUGGGUACACACUCUUCCGAAGCCAACAGUCAUUCCUGUCGUUGGACGAGGCGAGUGCCGCCAUGGUUCAUUUCCUGGCUGAUUCAGGACAGAAGAGUAGUCCCAAGAACCGUAAUACAACGGUGAAGGAGGGCGAUCUCGUACUUGUUGCGGACAUCGGGGGAGGCACUUCGGACAUUACAAUCUGCCAAGUCAAAUACGACGGUGGCAACACCAGCAAGGCCCGCAUUGUGAUCGACAGCAGCGGCAAACACGCCGGUGGGACAAACAUCGACAAAGAAGCCAAGAGACUCUUGCGUCCGGAACUCGAGAAGGCUGUCAAAAGCAACAAGUCAAUCGCGAGGGACAACGACCCCGAAGAGGUGAUCAAGGAGCAAGUCGACAGUGCCCUCUUAUUCCUCGAGUAUCGCCGCGACUACUACGAGCACAAGCACGCAUAUGGCACCAAAAGAGCAACGCUGAGCAAGAGAAUCUUUCCGCUCCAAUUCAGCUUCUCCGGCUGGGAUGGCAAGAGCCAUCAGUUAACGCUGGAAGUAGACAAGAAAGACCUGUUUGAAAACGCCUUCAGAUUGGAAGCGGUCAAGGUUGCAGCGCAGUUUGCCGAACUAGGGAAUCGCCUCGAGGACGAACAAGCCAAGCACGUCGACGACCCGCAGCUUGAACUCAGCCACGGCAUCCUGGCUGGUGGACUGGGCUCAUCGGAUUACAUAGAGGAUUACCUGCACGAGAACAGCAAGGCCUUCGCCACUAGGGACAAGCUCAAUUUCAUCCCCACCAAAAAGCGGCACCUGGCCGUCUGCAAGGGCCUGGUGCAAGAGCAACUUCUCAAGGAACAGAACCGGGCCUUUUGGUCCUGCAAGGCCGGGGCCGCGUACGGGGUGGUGGUGGAUGGCAAGACGGAGGACAUGCGUGUCCUGGUGGAGGAAGGCACCGUCUAUUCGGUGCCAGACAAGAAGUCGUUCAAGUUGCGACUGUCGUUUGAUGAUAGAGGCAAGCUUGCGUCCAAGGUCACCUUGGUGACAAACCGCGAAAAGCGACCCUCUUCGAGCUGGCUGAAGCUGGGCAAGCGGACAGGUGAGCUGAACCAUUGGAAGGGCCGGUGCCAGCAAGUCAUCGACCUCAGCAGCACGCUUGAACUGGCUCUCGAGCAGAGCGAAUUCAAGGGCAAGCCAGGCAAGUCCAUGAAGGUGGAAGUGAUGCUCAACCUCAUGCAUGGCGCGCUGGCCUUCAAGGUCAAUGGGCAGCCAUUUGGGCUGAUCCGGGAACGUUGGCAUGCUUCGGAGACAACAAGGGACUCAGGCAGCUCGCACAGGCCGGACUGGGCGGAAGGAGCUAAGUUUGCGCCUAGCAUUAUUGCUGUCGCCAUUGCCAUCGCGGGAGGUCUAUGGAAAUUGAUCGAGGGGCUGGCAUAG
This is a messenger RNA of Ilyonectria robusta, 1995 nucleotides long. RefSeq lists its product as uncharacterized. The transcript is spliced from 4 exons. The coding region runs from base 1 to 1995 and encodes 664 amino acids. NCBI's taxonomy places the organism in Eukaryota, Fungi, Ascomycota, Sordariomycetes, Hypocreales, Nectriaceae. The record is from RefSeq and is a predicted model, not a curated record.